Molecule: messenger RNA, 4299 nt
Organism: Pogoniulus pusillus (Red-fronted tinkerbird)
Lineage: Eukaryota; Metazoa; Chordata; Aves; Piciformes; Lybiidae
Gene: TDRD1
Product: tudor domain containing 1
Exons: 24
Coding region: 1-3396 (1131 amino acids)
Source: RefSeq, a predicted model, not a curated record
AUGGCGGCGGUGUACUCCGCCCGCCGCCGCCACCGUGCCGGCGAGCUGACACAUCAACAAAAAUGGCGUCGCGGGCGGUGCUCCGGUGCAGGGACCGGGGGCGGGAAGAGGCGCGGCCAGCCCGCAGUGGGUGGGAUCGAUGAGAGCCCGUCGUGGGGACCGUGUCGGCGGGACGGGAUGUCGCGUUCUAAUUUGCGUCAGAAGAAGCCAAGGAAAUCACAAUACUCAUUUGAACGUGCUGCCUCUAACGACUUGGAUAAAAAUCUCUUCAGUUCAAUAAAAUCAGCCUCUGAUAUGACGACUUGCCAUUAUUGUGGCCUCUCUGGAUCACUCAGAUGUUCCCAGUGCAAGCAGAUAAGCUACUGCUCUGUAGAUUGUCAGAAAAAAGAUUGGCCAGCACAUCGUAUUGUGUGUGACCCAAUUAAAGAGAACUUAAGUAAUGAUGAUGGAGGCAGUUUACCUGCUAAAACCGAGAAGGAAGUUUACCUUAAGGAUAAUUCAGCAUCUGUGGAUUCUCUAAAGACAGAAAAGCAUGUCAAGAAAGUAAUGCUUUCAGAUCUCCAGACUUUAGGGAUCAAAAAAGCUAUGGAAAUACAGGGUAAAAUAACAGAGUUCAAGAGCCCAAGUGAAUUUUAUAUACAGAUGUGUUCUCCAGAAGUUUUAGACCAGAUGAAUAAAGCGGCUGUGAAACUGCAAGACAGUCACAUGUUUAUUAAGGAGCACCACAAUGCUGUCAGAGGGGAAGUCUGUGUUGUAAGAUGUUCUUUGGAUCAGAGCUGGCGUAGAGCACUGGUAGAAGAUGUGGAUAAAGUACAAAAGAAAGCACAUGUAUUCUAUAUAGAUUAUGGAAAUAAUGAAAAUAUUCCAUUCUCCUGCAUUAAAGUUCUACACAAAGACAAUGAACUGCUGUUUCCUCCUAGUGUCAUUAAGUGUUCCUUGGCCAAAUAUGAUGCAAAAGGAUGGAAUGAAGACACCACCAACUUUUCUUCCCAUCUCAGGGGAAAGUACUGUUCAGUGACUGUUGUUAACAUAGUACAGGAGGAAAUGAUGUUGAAUUUUGCUGUAGAUGUUGUUUUCCCAGAUCUUGGAGAUUGCCUAAGUGAUGUACCAUCAGUAAUGAUGUCUGAUUUAACUCCAGAAAGUAACACUGAAGGAACAGACUCUCCAAGAUCAUCAGAGAACUAUUCUAAGGGAAGUCAAGAAGAAUUACCUGAAGAUGAAGAAUGCCCUGACUCUGCUCCUUCAGAUGCAGUGUGCAUCUGUGUGUAUGUUGGAGAUACAUUUUCUGGUGUGGUUUCCAGUGUUCGGAAUCCAACAGACUUUUUCUGUCAGCAGAUGCAGAGUGCCCACCAACUUGCUGAGCUUCAAGUCUCUCUUAAUCAACAUUGUGAGAAAUUUCCCAGGAGUCCAACCUUCCGUCCUGCUGUUGGAAGUGUGUGCUGUGCCCAGUUCACAGAAGACAACCUUUGGUAUCGUGCUGCUGUUACAACCUAUGUUUCUGAAGACACUGUUACAGUAUUUUAUAUAGAUUUUGGUAAUGUUGAAGUCCUCCCACUGAUUAGACUUCAUCCUCUGACUCCAAGAUUAAUGGACUUGCCAGCUCAAGCCAUAAAAUGUACCUUGGCAGGUAUAAAGCCACCAUUAGUAGGCUGGACCACAAAAGCUAUUGCUUUAAUGAACCAUCUGGUGAAAGACAAGGUGCUUAAAAUAAAAGUAGUGGAUAAAGAUGAUUCUAGAUCUGUUGUGGAGCUUGUAGAUGUGUCAGUCACUCCAGCAAUAAAUAUAUCAAGCUAUCUCAAAGAGGAAGACUGUGCAGAUGAGAAAUGCAGGAUGGCUGUGCCAGCAAUCAGAAUGGCCAGUGUUAUGCUAGCAAAUGCAGGUAAGAGUGCCCAGCAGGAACUCCCAACCACCCUUCCACCUACUUUCCAGCCCCCACCCUUAUCCUGGAGUCUGCCUUACAUGCCAGAAGAUACGAAGAAGGAAAGAGCUUACAAAUGGAUUAAGCUAACCCUUAAACAAACAGUAGAUGUUGUAGUGUGUACAGUGUGCAAUCCUGGACAAUUCUACUGUCAGAUUUCAAAUAAUGAUGAGCUACUGGCUCUAAACUCACUUAACACAUCACUGUCCGAAUACUGUCAGAAAACUCCUCCAAAUAUGCAUAAGCCUGAGAACGGAGAGCCUUGCUGUGCUUUUUUCUCUGGUGAUGGUAAUUGGUACCGUGCUUUGGUGAAAAACGUUGCUUCACAUGGAAAUAUUAAAGUGCACUUUGUGGACUAUGGAAAUACUGAGGAAGUACCACUGGCUAAAAUACGACAGAUCUCAUCCUCAUUCCUAACACUCCCAUUUCAAGGAAUUAAAUGCUGGCUCUCAGGUAUAAAGCCUGCUGAUGGCAAAUGGAUUCCAGAAGCUACAGCAAGAUUUUGUGCAUACACUUCAGGGAUAAAGCUUCAAGCCAGAGUAAAUUCCUUUUCCAGAGAUGGGGCAGGUAUGGAGCUUAUUGACAAUUCCACAGGCCAUCCAAAAGUGAUUAAUGAGAUGUUAACUUCUGAAAAUUUCGCCAUAAAGGAGUAUCUACAAGAAAUCUCAUUUGGACACUGGAAGUCGAUUGAAUUGGCAAUAGGUGAAACUCUUCCUGUCCGUGUAACGGAAGUUGUAGGCCCAGACUUAUUCUAUGCUGUACCAGUUCAAAGUAAAGAUAAAGAGAAACUGGAUCAGCAGUUGACUGACCUAGAAGACUACUGUAAAUCACAAAAGAACUGCUCCUUCAAACCAAAGUUGGGAGAAGCCUGUUGUGCCAAGUUUUCAGGUGAUGGCCAUUGGUACAGAGCUGUUGUUCUCAAAGUGUCUCAGUCUGUGGUGAAAGUUCUGUUAGCAGACUGUGGCAACACAGACACUUUGCCAUUUUCAGAGCUUCUGCCAAUCGCUGAUUCCCAUUUAAAGCUGCCUUUUCAGACAAUUGUAUGUUCACUAGCAGGUACAGAGAAAGUUGAUUGGUCUCUAUUGUCACUUGACAAGUUGAAAGAAAUGUUACUGAACAAAUGUGUCAAAAUUACAAUGAAGGGGACUACUGGAAAUGCUUAUUUAGUAACAGUGGAGAAACACUGUGAAACUGGUAGUCUGGAUGUAGCUGACAAAGUGGUCAUGGAAGAUUUGGUCAAAUCCCGCAGCACUGAGAACUCACCUACUAAACAUCAUGGCAAUGGAGCUGAGACCAAAUGCUGCUGUGCAGAAUUAAAAGUGCAACUUAAAAAGCAUGAACGGAUCCUCUUCUUCCUGUUAAACAACUAUGGGAAUCCAGGUGGAUUUGCUGAAAUGAAUAAACUGUUGGAACACUACAUGUGCAUGUAUUCCAUGGAUGUCUGGGACGAGUGUUUCAUGAUUCCACUGAGGGACUAGGACAAGCCUCAGUUUGCUUUUACCUGGUAGAGGAUUCAGUACUCUUUUAAUAGCUUACCCCAGGGGCUAUAAACACUGUCCUACAAUCGCCCACAAUCCACUGGCUGCACUUCUGGUCCCAGAAGGCAUUGUCAUUUGUCAACAUACAGAUGACAUAUUGGUGGGUGGGGUGGGCUCGGCAGCAAAGGCCAUCUGGGAACUGCUGACCCAGAAUGGGUUAGACAUCCCCUCUGUCAGGUGCCAAGGCCCAGGACAGGAAAUUGAAUUCCUUGAGGCCUGGUGUGUAGCAGGAGCAGUGGCAGUGCCUGUUGCUAUCCUGGAGAAAAUUGAAAAGGACCAAUCCCCAGUUACCAGUGUUUGCACAGGUUAAACCUAUCAGGUUCCUGUGCUGUAGUGUUUUUGGAAGUCAGUGCUGUCUUGAGGCUUGAAUUUGUGAAGUCUUGCAGUCUGCUUUCCAACUCUUAAGAGUGAAUUUGACACCACCUCACCUCUUAGUACCUUCAGAAAACUUAAGAGAUACUUGCACACCAAGUGAGCAACGCGUUUGUAUAACAGUGAUCAGCUGUGCCUUCUCCCUGCAGUACAGCUGACCCUUGGGAGUGGUCAAGGGGAACAUCUAAGUGGCAUUCGGCCCUUUACCCUUGCUGUUGAGUUUUUGCACUGCUCAGCUUUCAAGGGUAAGGGCUGUUCACAGGGUCAACCCACAUGCUAGGCACUGUGUCCCUUACUGGAGAAAAGGAGGGGCAAGCAGAGGACGGGAUACUGAUCUAGGAAUGGGAUCUAGCUUCUGUUAGUGGAAUAAUCUUUACAUACUUAAAUUCCAGUUUAUUUUUAGGAAAUGUAUCAAUUAAUAACUUCAUCCAGCUCCCCCUUCUCAAAGAAUAUAAACCUGUGUAGUUAUUU